This is a messenger RNA of Colletotrichum higginsianum IMI 349063, 744 nucleotides long. RefSeq lists its product as uncharacterized. Bases 1 to 744 code for a protein of 247 amino acids. The transcript has a single exon. NCBI's taxonomy places the organism in Eukaryota, Fungi, Ascomycota, Sordariomycetes, Glomerellales, Glomerellaceae. The record is from RefSeq and is a predicted model, not a curated record.
AUGUCUCUUCCCCACAAACUCAAACGGGAGGCAAUGGGCUGUCCAACUACCGAAAUGCCCCUUCCGCUGAUGCCGCUUGUCUUCCUCGCCCACUUCGCGCAGACCGUGACCGACGUUCUCACAACUGAGGCUCGGCGCACGACGACAAACCUUUCCAAGAACAUCGACGCCCUCCGCCUGCAGGUUCGCGGCCCAGAGCACUCCUUCGCACCCUUCCCCCGCCUGCCCCCGGAACUCCGCCUCAAGAUCUGGAACCACGCCUUGCCGCCGCGGACGCUGCUUGCCUCGCACGCGCCGAACCCGUCCUUGUUGUCGGUGAACCGCGAAGCAAGGCAUGAGGCGCUGCGGCGGUACACUCUCGUCCGGCUCAAUACUUGGGGGGACCGGCGCAUCUAUAUCGACUUUCAGAGGGAUAGCAUUGCCAUUGUCGAAGGGAAAGGUGGCGGUGGGUUCCCCGUGCGUGGGGCGCGGCAUGUCAUCGUCGUCUGCGAGGAGCCAUUCCAGAACCCUGGGUCGUAUCUGAAGUGCCGGUACCGUGCCGGUUUAGACUCUUUGACGUUGGUCAUCGGGGCAAGUCCGUCGUGCCCGACGCCGCUCCCUAUCAUCCGGGAGCUACAAACACCGGAGGAUGUGCAGCGGAGCCUGGGCUAUUCCAAAGAGGAGUCCGAGAGGAUAGGGAUGGAGAUUAGAGAUCUGGCUCAGGGGUGGGGGAAUACCCAAGUCCACGUGGGAGAGUUUGUUUGA